Molecule: messenger RNA, 2650 nt
Organism: Pteronotus mesoamericanus
Lineage: Eukaryota; Metazoa; Chordata; Mammalia; Chiroptera; Mormoopidae
Gene: LIPA
Product: lipase A, lysosomal acid type
Exons: 10
Coding region: 162-1361 (399 amino acids)
Biological process (GO): sterol metabolic process
Cellular component (GO): intracellular membrane-bounded organelle
Molecular function (GO): sterol ester esterase activity
Source: RefSeq, a predicted model, not a curated record
GCGGAGCGGACGCCGGCCCUGGGGUCAAACUAUCUCCGCCCUCCCCAGGGGCCCUCUAGGAGUCCCGGCCUUUGCGAGUGGGCAUUGCGGCUUUGGACAGCGGCCCGGGAGGACGGCUCCAGGGAAAUUUGGACAAAUAACAACAGACUGUUUUAUACCGAAUGAAAAUGUGGCUCUUGGGUUUGGUGUUCUGUUUGGCCCUUGGGACCCUGCAUUCUGAGACAUCCAGAGGGAAGCUGACAACUGUGGAUCCUGAAAUAAAUAUGAAUGUGAGUGAAAUUAUCUCUUACUGGGGAUUUCCUAGUGAGGAACACCUAGUUGAGACAGAAGAUGGAUAUAUUCUUUGUCUCCACCGAAUCCCUCACGGGAGGAAGAACCAUUCCGACAAAGGUCCCAAGCCAGUGGUGUUCCUGCAGCAUGGCUUGCUGGCAGAUUCAAGUAACUGGGUCACAAACCUGUCCAACAGCAGCCUGGGCUUCAUCCUGGCAGAUGCUGGUUUUGACGUGUGGCUGGGGAACAGCCGGGGGAACACCUGGUCUCGGAAACACAAGACCUAUUCAGUUUCACAGGAUGAAUACUGGGCCUUCAGCUAUGACGAGAUGGCACAUUAUGACCUACCAGCUUCAAUUAACUUUGUUCUGAAAAAAACUGGCCAAGAACAAGUGUAUUAUGUGGGUCAUUCUCAAGGCACUACGAUAGGUUUUAUAGCAUUUUCACGGAUCCCAGAGCUGGCCAAAAAGAUUAAAAUGUUUUUUGCCUUGGCUCCUGUGGCUUCAGUCAAGUUCUGUACUAGCCCUCUAGCUAAAUUUGCACGAUUUCCAGAUCUUCUCUUUAAGGAUUUAUUCGGAGUCAAAGAAUUUCUUCCCCAGAGUGCAUUUUUGAAGUGGCUGAGUGUUCAUGUUUGCAGUCAUGUUGUUCUGAAGGAGCUUUGUGGAAAUAUCCUUUUUGUUCUAUGUGGAUUCAAUGAGAGGAACUUAAAUAUGUCUAGAGUGGCUGUGUAUAUAACACACUCUCCUGCUGGGACUUCUGUGCAAAAUAUGAUACACUGGAGCCAGAAUGUUAAAUUGCAUAAGUUUCAAGCCUUUGACUGGGGGAGCAGUGCCAAGAAUUAUUUUCAUUACAACCAGACUCACCCUCCUGCUUACAAUGUGAAAGACAUGCCUGUGCCGACUGCCGUUUGGAGUGGGGGUCGGGACUUGCUCGCGGACACCAGGGACAUCAGUGUCUUACUGACUGAGAUCACCAACUUGGUGUACCACGAGUACAUCCCAGAGUGGAAUCAUCUCGACUUUAUCUGGGGCUUGGAUGCCCCUUGGCGGCUCUAUAAUGAAAUGGUGGACCUCAUGAGGAAGUACCAGUGAAAGGCAGGUGGAGACAUUUGUCAUCGCCAAGUCAGUGAUCGAAUCAUGCCCACGAUCCGUUGGCUCCAUUUUUCUAAAGUACUUCUUUUUCCUUCCCAGGCCUUUUAUAUUUUUAUAUCCAAGAAAAUUAUGAUGUGGAAGAUGACCAGUUCCUUCCAGUUAGGGUUAGAAACGCAUUCGCUUUUUUUUUUGUUAUUUAAUCAUGGCCAAAUGUGCAGCUGGUGUCCUAACCAUGGUGUAGUUUCUUUGAGUCUUCUAAAAAUAUCACUGAUUUGUGAAAGGUCGUAACCCUUCUGCUUAUCCAUACAAGUUAAAAUGUACCGUAUUUCUUUUUUUACCCUCACAGAGCACACAUCGACACCUGUCUUGUAACUUUUAGACUGUGCUGUUCAUUGUUAAAUAAUCUGACACUGAUUUGAGGAAAACUCAGUGGAUAAGCACCCAGUUCUCAUCUCUUGGCCCUGAGAGGCUGUCCAGUGGAAUGGCCCUGUAUCUGGGGACCUGGAGGACACUUUCUCAUCUCCUCAUGCUGUAGAGGCCGAGUCAAAUCUAGUGACACUCCCGCUGUGUCAGUUGUAAAGAUGCUAUAAUGAACUCCAGCAAAUCUAUCUGUGAUAGCUGUUAUUUAGCAAAAGUUUAAAUUGCUCAGGUGAAGCAAACUAAUUUGCUGACGUCCUCAAGAACAAAUGCCACUCAUUAAAAAAACAACAGCUGUAUUAUAAAUACUUGAAGAUGGAUACAUGCAACCAUGUGUGUUCAUGAACUUUUAAUUGUGACUCAGGUCAUAAAUCCACUUGUUUGAGAAGAAAAGUGCUGUGGAGAGAUGAUACCACUGUUUUUCCUGAAAUUAAUGUACUCUCUUAACCAACUGGUGUAGCUCAGUGUGUGAAGCAGAAGCCCUGAGGCUUCUCGGAUCCCCGAGGAGUGUCCUAACCAUUUUCACUUGAAAGAAAUGUGAACGUGAAUGCUUCAAGAUGAGUGAACGCUUUAAGAUUAAAGCUCAGGGAAUCACUUUGUUUUUUAGUUUUGUAUGUGCGCAUGUUUUUACUACUCCUGAUUUGCACCCCUGUGGCGGGAAGCCCAGGCUCACCUGCUUUUCUCACAGCCUUUUUUCCUUACAGUAUUGUCAGAUGGACAGAAUAACCAUUGAUAUGUUUUUCUGAUAUAAUUAACUUUAGCUGCAAUAAUAAACAGUACUUGACAUCGGCUAAUAUGUGGAGAUAGCAUAAUACUACUUUGUAACAUGUAAGAAGUCAUUUAAACUUUUCAAUAAAACUCAGCCUCAUAGG